AUGGCUUCCAGAAAUUCGGACGACGUCGACGUGGAAACUGCCCAUCCGGACAAGGCAUUCGCGGACAAUGUCGAGACCGUUGCCAAUUCCGCCAAACCCAAUGCCCAGAAAGAGGCGCCGGUAUACGUUGCUGGCUUGUCUCCGGAAGAGCGCGAGAUCGCCGAGCGAGCUCUUGUUCGCAAGAUCGAUCUGCGCCUACUGCCCAUGCUGAUCAUCAUGUACAUUCUGAACUACCUCGACCGAAACAACAUUGCUGCUGCCCGUCUUGCAGGUCUGGAGUCGGACCUUGGCCUUCAUGGCAACCAGUACGCGACCUGCGUUAGCAUCCUGUUCGUCGGUUACCUGUUGAUGCAGGUCCCGUCCAACCUGCUUCUCAACAAGAUCGGAAAGCCUGCUAUUUACCUGCCCGUGGCUAUGAUGGCCUGGGGUGUCAUCUCAACUCUUACGGGUGCCGUUCAAAGCUACGCCGGUCUUGUGGUGGUUCGGUUUUUCCUCGGUUUCGUAGAGGCCGCCUACUUCCCUGGUUGCUUAUAUUUCCUGAGUGCAUGGUACACUCGUAAGGAACUGGGGUUCCGCACUGCCGCCCUCUACUCCGGUUCGCUUCUAUCUGGUGCCUUCUCUGGAUUGAUCGCUGCUGGUAUCACUGGUAACAUGGACCACGUCAAGGGCCUGCGGGCUUGGCGUUGGCUAUUCAUCAUUGAAGGUGCUAUCACCAUCGCGAUCGCCUUCAUUGCUAUUUGGGUCCUGCCCAAUUUCCCUCGCACCACUACUUGGCUCACAGAGGAAGAAAAGGACCUGGCUGUCUGGCGACUGGAGGAGGAUAUCGGAGAGGAUGAUUGGGUUGACAGCGAACAGCAGUCCUUUUUGAAUGGUGCUAAGCUGGCGUUUACCGAUAUCAAGACUUGGGUUCUAAUGCUCAUGAUUCUCUGCAUCGUCUCCUCCGCCUCCGUGACCAACUUCUUCCCUACCGUUGUCCAGACGCUCAACUACGGCAACAUCGAGACUCUCCUCCUCACUGCGCCUCCGUAUUGCCUCGCUGUAAUCACGGCAUUCAUCAACGCCUGGCACUCAGAUCGUACCGGAGAGCGAUACUUCCACGUCACUCUGCCCUUGUACAUUUCGGUCGCGGCCUUCAUCAUUGCUGCCACUACGACCGGCGUCGCCCCUCGCUAUGUGUCGAUGAUGCUCAUGGUGCCGUCGUUCUAUUCUGGAUAUGUGGUCGCCCUCGGUUGGAUCUCGAACACCCUACCCCGUCCUGCAUCCAAGCGUGCUGCUGCGCUUGCUGCGAUCAACUGCGUUAGCAAUGCUAGCAGCAUUUACGCCAGCUACAUGUACCCCGACAGUGACAAGCCGCGGUUCAUCACUGCCAUGUCCGUCAACUGCGCCACUGCCUUUGUAGCUAUUAUUUCAGCAACUAUCCUCCGCUUCAUCCUGGUCCGUCUGAACAAGAAGCUGGAUCGUGGCGAGCACGUCGAGGGUGCCGUUCCUGGCCAGGCCAGCAGCCGUGGCUUCCGCUUCUUGAUCUAG
Molecule: messenger RNA, 1527 nt
Organism: Penicillium argentinense
Lineage: Eukaryota; Fungi; Ascomycota; Eurotiomycetes; Eurotiales; Aspergillaceae
Product: putative MFS transporter
Exons: 8
Coding region: 1-1527 (508 amino acids)
Biological process (GO): transmembrane transport
Cellular component (GO): membrane
Molecular function (GO): transmembrane transporter activity
Source: RefSeq, a predicted model, not a curated record